CGUAUGUCGUCAUCGUUGCCGUGCAUCGCACCGUGUUUUCAGUCACUCUGUGACGCACACGAUAACGGUAGUGUGUUUGUGCACGAAUUGUUUUGCCGCGUAAGUGACUGAUUACGGCGAUGCCAAGCGCAGGGGGGAAGAUUGGAGGUUCUGUGUCGUCAACUAGUAAAUUGGUUUGAUAGUGCACACAAAACAUACUUUCCAGCCUACACAAACUAACAUAGUUCAACUGUUUCCGGAGAUGAAGAACCGCUUCAAUUCCCCCUUGAGAAAACGUUAUAUUUUUGGAUAUUCUGUGUGUUUGUACUCACCCGUCUCCUACAAACAAACGGGUUCGCUACAAACACAUUAACAAAUGCACGGCAUGUAACCGUGGUGGUUUGAGGUGUGCUCGAGCUGAUGGAGGCGCGACAACACGAGACAGACCAUCGAGAGUCAGAGUACACGGUAUGAUAUUGGUAGGUCAGUGUUUUAGUUGACCCGAUAGUUUCGCAGCGUGUGGAGGGUUUGCGCUGUUGCUGGCUCUCUGACACUCUGUGCCUGUGCUGUACCGCGUUUCGUGUUUUAUUGCCAACGGUUUGGCGAGCACCAGCGGGAGAGUGGGUGUCUUCAGCUUCAACUUGAAUGCUAAAUUUAUUUCUACUCCGUGAAAAAAGCAUAGACGGGGCGAAAGUCGUUUGAUCCUGGCCAUAGAGUGAUAAUUAAACAAGUGGAAAAUGACGCUAAAGUGUUGAACGCAUUAGCAGAAUGCUUGGAAUCGUUCAAGAAGGCUACGGUGUGGAUUGGUACGCUUCUCUCAUCGGUAGCGCACGGGAAACGAGGCUCGUCGAAUCGAUCGUUAAAAUGGUGACAGAGUGCUGCUAAAAGUGAGGUGUACGUCACGGUGUAUCAGGUGUACGGUGUUUGCAUGUGUUGAAGGAAAAUCACAAUCUCCGAGAGUGAAGCCUUCGAACCGGAAGCUAAAACGGAACGCUAAACGUGUACGGAAGUGUAUAUGGUGAGGUGGCUGUGUGUGUCUGUGAAUGAAUAAGAGUAAAAAGUGGAUAAAAAGCCCCAUUACUCAAACUGUGUGUGAAUGAGAAAGAAUAUAUAUUAAAAAAAACAACCGGGUGAACUUAAAGUGCACAUCUCGGCGUGGUGCUGGAGUGUGUACAUAAUGCAUCCGGUGUGGAGCAGUGCUGUAGUUAAGGGAUCGUCCUCCAGUGAGACAACACUGCAAACCGUCGAGGCAUUACCAGUGGGGAAAUGGUACCGAUAAAAGGAAAGAUGUGGUGAAAAAAAUAAGAAGGCACUGGGAUAAGAAUCUAAAUACUAAUCGAGUACGGGAAAGGCGGCUUGUACAGUGAAGGAGGGCCUCUGACGAGUGUGUUGUAGAAAAAGGAGCAUUUUCUUGCCCUGAGACAUUGUCCAACAAGAGUUUUUCAGUGUGAGUGUUACGUGUGCAGGCGGGGUCAUAGGUGUAAAAUGGGCAACUACUGUAGUUCCGGACAGACCAAAAAGGAUAAGGAUAAUGUGUCGGAAAAGUCCGAAGAAUCACCAUCUUAUCAGCUGGCGGAUAAAAAUAAGGGCAAGGGGAACGAUGUAAAGGAGGCUCCGCUAGCGGCUCCGGAAGUCACAUCGGAUGCAUCGGGCACGGGCCAAAUCUCAAACAGCUCCAACGUUACCAAUGGCUGCAACUCGUCGACCGUGGCUGGAGGGGUGGGCGUGGAUGGGGCCAGAGCUCAACCUAAAGCACUCCAAAAUGUGCAAUCGAUGACACUGUCAGACUCCACCGCCAACAGCCCGAUGACCGUGUCGCCACCAUGUGAUAUACCGCCAGUGCAUCAAAACUUACCGCAAAACCUAACACCACUGUACGGCAAGCCGACUACUAACAGGCGCACGGAUAAGUACAAAAAGAUCGUUCUCUACAUACUGGCCGCAGACGAUGGAUUUCAAACAGAAAAGGCCAUGCUGCGAGAGGUGUUUAAGGGGCUGAACCAGAAAUGCCAGAGCCGCGGAUUUGAGCUGCAUGUGGCCGAUCUGCAUGUGCAGCAGCCCAAGGGGAACAGCUUCGACGUGAACAAGUGGUUCCGAGGACCGCUCGAGGCACAGGGCGGUCACGAGCUGGCAGCGAACUGUUUGGCCGAAAUUGCCCGCCAAUCCUGUGACUCGUACCUUAUUCCGGUGCUGUUCCUCGGUGGCACGCUGGGCGAUCCGCUGCUGCCACUGACGAUCGAAAGCCAGGACUUUGUGGCGGCCCUGCAGAUGGCUGAGCGGAAUCCGGCGGAACGAGCGAUACUGGAGAAGUGGUACGUGCUGGACGAUAAAUCGCAGCCCGCGUGCUAUCGGUUGAAUGCAACUGCCCCACCGCCCAUGUCUUCAGAAGAGUCGCAGAAGGAACUUGCGCUACUGCUGCAAACGUUGAUCGAUAUAUUUUCGAAGGAGCUGCGUGACUCUUAUCUAACCACCGUCGUAGAACAGGAAAUCAACAACACCGUUUUGAUCAGCCAAGAACUAUCGAAACGUUGCAUCUGGAUCCAGAGCACAGUAGCAGCACUUAAAACGGAAGGCCAAUCCUCUGUAGAAGCGGAAAUGGUGCGAAGGUUAACCAACAUCCAGAACGAUCUGAAGAAUCAACUGUCCGAGAAGCACAUCAUUCGCAUCCCGGCCAAUAUCGCCCAACCGCAGCAGGAACAGUUUGGAGCGAUGCUGGACACUUGCCUAUCGCUUGAGAUUGAUGCAAUUAUCGAUGAGCACGUUAGCAAGUACUCCAUUCCACACUGCACGCACGGUGUCGAUCGACGUUUGUUGAGUGAGCUGGAGGAGGUCAAUCGGCACUCGCGUGUGUUGAACGAAAAUUGCGCCAACUUCAGCACGACUGAGCGGGUGCGCGAGUAUCUAACGUCGGCCCGGGGCAAGCCGCUUGUUGUGUACGGGCCGAUGGGUGCUGGAAAGAGUGUCUUUAUGGCGAAACUGUCACAAAAUCUGCACACUUGGCUGCCCGAUUCUCAUCUAGUGAUAAGAUAUGCCAACCUUACUAUGCAAAGCUCAGAUGUUACCGGUCUGGUGGGUUCGAUAACGGAGCAGAUAUCAGUAUUAAUCAAAGGAGUACCGACACGAUGCCAGCAUACCGUUUCAUCAUAUUCCGAGGUACUGAAGUCAUUGCUGGAGAGCUCGAAGCAGCAAAUCACCAUCCUGAUCGAUUCGAUCGAUGCGUUGCGUGACGUGGAAGAUCUUGACUGGUUGCCGGUAACGCUGCUGGACAAUGUGAAGUUUGUGCUGACGGUUAGUUCCGCUAGCACUGGGCAUGAUCUGGCGAAUGCCGAAAGUCGCGUGCUGCAGCGCCUUCGUGAACGGAUUGGAGACGAUAGCUGCUUCCUGUAUCUCACACCCUUUACUCAGGAACAGUGGGAGGAUGUGCUGUGUUUCGGAGGAGGCGAUAUUUACGCUGCCAACGGUGCAUUGCAGCUGCCAGAAAGCUGGAAGAAAUCAGACGAGAAGAUUUCAAUUCAAGCCAAGAUUCUCUGGUGGCUCGGCUGGCUUGGCAUUACCAACCUUUCAAACACCUCCGUUUCACACAUCAGCGAGCGAGUGUUUGUGAUUCUGGAGGAAAAGUUUACUGCCCCCAUCGUGAGGCUGAUCAUGUCGUUGCUGCUCGCUUCGCGGGAAGGACUGCUCGAGACGGAAAUCAUUACACUUAUUAGAAAUUCUAACUUAGUCACCGGAUCAACAACAAAACAGUGGACACAUUUUUGUUGGAAGAUGGGACCACUAUUUCUUCACAAUAAGAACAUUAUCGUCAUCGAUAGGACACUGCGGCAGGUGGCAGAAAAGCGCUACGAGGCCGACAUUAAGCAUGCGCAUCAAAUUCUGUACGACUACUACGAACUGCAACCAACCGUUUUUCUCGACAAGAAGGGUAAAGAGAAGUGUUUUAACUAUAGGAAGAUAGUUGAAUUGCCCUACCACAAGUACAAGCUCGAUUCGACGGCAACCGAUAGCGCCAUCUUUUCCAACUCUCCGUACCUGACCGAUCUAGUCUGGUUGCAAGACAAACUGAUCGCUACCGGAUGUGUUCAUGUUUUAAACGACAUUCGUCUAGUAGAUAGUGCCACCAGUGCUGGUACUCACGUGGCCCUGCUGAAAUCGCUUAUUGAGACGCACUUUAAGGCCCUGAACUAUGACGGUAAUCAGUUAUACUCGCUGCUGCAUCCGGUAUUGGUAGCGGAACAGCAGCGACCCGGUUCUCCCUAUGCGAACAAUACAGUCGUACAACAAUGGCUGAAGACUAUCAACAACAGCACUGUACCGUUCCUGGAAAAGUUGGUGUUAGCUGAGGGGGGAGACGAGGAGGAAAAGCAAGCAGUUGACAACAUGCCGAACGUGGUUGGGUUCGAUCUGAUCAUGAACCUGAGCAUUGAGGGGUACUUUGUCAUUUCGCUUAGCACAGAGCGGGAAGAAAUCUGCGUGUGGGACGUAGCAAAAUGCCGUAAGGUACGCACACUUACUGGUGUACCUCAACCAUCAGCAAUAUGUCCAGUUGGUGAUUAUGGUGUGGCGGUUCUGUGUCGUCGUGAGAUUCGCAUUAUCGAUCUGAACGAAGGCAGAUUCAAGGUGACACUGAAAGGUGUCAUGAACCAGAAGAUGCCCUACUUUGGUCUGCACGAUCCGGCGCAUCUCGUGUGUCUAUCGCGUAACCGCAUGUACGUGAAUCUGAUGAACAUUGAGUCGGGUGACUGUGUCACAACGUUCAAGGCGGGUGAAGAUCGGUUCUUGAAUUCACUCCUAGUGUCGGGUGAUGGGAGAAUUCUUGUGUGUGGUGAUGAAACACAGAAACCGUUCCCGCUGCUGGUGUGGCAUUUGUCGCAGAAGAAGCUGCUAUACGAUCUACGCAUACCGCAUCACGAUUUUAUCACUUCACUGUCUGCUAUUACGCACGAAGGCUCAUACGUGUGUGUGGUUGCGAAGGAGCUGGCAGAACCAAGCCCUAACUUUAUCGUGGUGUACGAUCUACAGAGCGGCACACUGUUCAAGAAGUGGAAACCAUCCUGCAACACGGUAUCUCUUGCCAUAUCGCAAACUAACACCUGUGUCAUUGCUGGACUCGAGGAUGCAAGAAUUUUAAUCUGGGAUCUGGUGACUGGUAACUGCCGAAGCACCCUGGUCGGGCACAGUGCCCCGGUAACCUUGUUGAAGAUAGAUCCUACGGGCAAGAUUCUGUUAUCUAGCGAUAAAGAGGGACGCGACAUGUCCAUACGGCUCUGGCAGCUCGAUAGCGGCAAUCUGCUGGCGGUGUACACCCCGGAGGAACGUAUCACGACGUGUGAAAUUCUUAGCGGUGGCUCCUAUCUGGCACUUGCAUUGGAGAACCGUCACAAUCUGAUCACGCUGAAGCUUCGCUCAGGUAAAGAUGGAUCCACAGCCGAUGAAGAUCGAGCAGCGACAGUAUACGGCAAUUCCGAACACGAUGGUAAGCAGUUUGAUCUAAAGCAGUAAUAAUGAGGAGGACGGUGAGUCCUAUCCUUUUCGAGUACCCUUUGACGAAUGAAUCUCCCCAAAACGAGUGAAGGUAACGAUAAUGGAUUGUCUUCGGUAUAAGAAUGUAAGUUAGAGUCAGAAGUAUGGCACAAACGCAAACGCAAAUUUAAUUCAUCCAUUACAAACCCAUCUCCUAUGGUUAACAGAGUCGUCGUGGUAAUAGAAUCGAAAUGAUUGCGUAUUCGGAGCAAUGUUCAUGGAAAAACGUAGAUAAAUAGUAGUGCAAAUGAUUGACAACCAGACGCAAACUGCAUGUAAAUUCAGCUUCAUAACACAAAAAAGAACACAUAUUAAAAAUAAUUGCACCCUAGCCAUUGUGUCCCGCGCAGCAUACAACCUUGAGUGUGAGCGAUUCUAAAUCUUCAUCAAACAUCUUACAGCAAAGUAUGCGCGGUAUGAUUAUCUUCCUUCAUAGAGUAAACAUGGAUACCGUAGGAAAUGAACGAUGUAAUGACACUGCAUGAUGCAGUUGUUAGUAAGAAUGGCGUUAGUACUCAUCGGUACUGCUCACAUACGACCUGUAUCUGUGUUUUAAUUAGGAGAAUGUUUUUCUGUACAAACUAUAUGUAACUGCUGAACCGAGUUUGACUCGAUCGCGAAUGUAACUCGCGGCAUUCAACUGAGAUCGCACAGUCAUCGCUCAAAAAGUGGCUAAUGUGGAACCCCUCAUAACGAGUACCCCAUAUUAUGAGUUUUUCCCCGCAUCAUGAGCAAAUCUUAAUGGUCAACAAAUACCUCUCUUAACGAGUAAAAUCUCACAUAAUGAGCAAUAUCAUUUGUGUUCCUGGUCUGUUUCAAGCAUCAUUCGGACAACAUUGUGGCUCUACAGAAAUAGUGAGCUACAAAUGUCUUCCAAAUUAUAAGUAUUAUGAAGAUAUUGUUCAUUUUUCAAAUGCAUUUAUGCGCUUUAUACCAGCACAUUUGCGUUGCUGAAACCAAUUAUUUCACUUUUCAUACAAAUUAUAUGAAAAAGAGCCUCUCGCAUAGCGACUGAGUCACUGAAACGGAUUAAACUCGUUAUGUGGGGUUUCACAGUACAUUAUUUUAACGAAACGGAAGGACGGAUCCUCGUGAUCUACAAGACGGAAGGACGGAGAAACGAUUUCAGUUUUUGAUUUUGACCUUAUUGUUGAACUUUCGACGGCGAAAUUAUAAUUUUCUGCUAUCUGAAUGUGAUCGAAUAAGCAUCGUUGAUUAUUGUUUAGUUAAAUUAAGAAGAGCAAGUGCGUGUGUGUUGUGGUGGAUGUGAUGAGAAUGAAUUGGUUAAUAUUUGGGCUUAGAAAUAAUUAAAAAUUGUAUUGGUUAAGCAAUUGGUUUCGAAGAUAAUUUAAACUAAUUUUUAUGUGAUUUGAUUUUUAUUUAUGUAUUGGCUGUUUGGCUGUUGGAUUGAAAACAUGACAUUUAGCAAGCGCCACACGUUGUUCUACGUUUUGUAUAGUCACAUACUAAAAACCGUGUAUCCAUAAAAACCAUAAUCUAUAAUGUUGCAAACUUUUUCAACCAAUUUUUUACAGUAGAGACCUUUUCGUUUGCGUAUGUUGAAUGAAACUUUUAUGAAACACGAUUUUUUACACAUUUUGGCCUCCUCUUGUGUGCGCAUAGGGUAGGCUGAUAAGAAAAGCAAAAGAAAACAUUAAAUUAAACCUAUCUUAUACACUCUCUGCACAGUCUUAGGAAAUCUGCCAUAGUGCAAUAGUUGUAAAACGUAUCGCGUAAGGUAAGGACAAAAAAAACAGAAGCAAAUAGUAGUUGUCAUAUCUAUUAAAGCAAACGCAAGCAACAUAAGAAACGUUUCGAACCAUUUCACCAUAUAAAAAAGCAGACAUAACAUACCAAUAAUAACAUAUAAUGCAGUUUGAUCAUCGUCUAGAAUGGUAAUCGGCAAAUAGUCCGUAGCUAGCAGCAACAGUGUGCAAUACAACAUUUAUAAUAGUAAAGCCAUAGCAUGAACCGUACACACUCAGCCAAUGCGCAAGUGGUUUCCCUUAGCCCAAGCCUUCUGCCGCCAAUAUCGUGUCACCAGACUAAGCAAAAAUUAUUACCCUUAGAGUUCAUCUCAUCUGGAAUGAGACAUUGAGGCUGGUCCUUGAUAUGAAGUCUUGCAAUGCAAUCCAUCCCACGCCCGGAAGCAAACGCUCCUGAACUCAAUUCAACACUCUCAACGCUCGAGAAACCACCUCCCUAAUUACAGCUGUGAAACAAAACCAGGUACUGUAGAAUAAGCCGACCGUCGGCAGUACGAAACUCGUGUAAACGUUAAGAUGGGUGUGAUAGUUUGAGGUACGAGGUUACGUUACAACCGUAGCAGAAGAUGCUGGUGGGAUGGAUGGUGUAACAAAGAUCGAACACUUUUAAGUAGCUAAAUAGACGUGUAUAUCUUAUAUGUGUGUACGUGUCCCUCAUCCCACGUGGUACCACGAUGAAGAAUAACACUUCUUGUGAAGGAGAGGAAAGGAAAAAGUGAAAAAAUGGGAAUAGAAAUCAAAACAAAGUAACGCCAUACCGUUCGUUGAGAAAGGAAAUGUAGCGCAAAACAAGGGUUAAGUAAACACUAUGCUAGUAUGACAAAACGCACAAGUAAAUGAGGUAAACUAUUAAUAUACGAAGCGAAACAGACAAGUAGAAGGAAACAUAUAUUAAGGAUUGAAAAACUAGAAACAAGAAACGCAACACAACAUAUAAUGCGAUGAAGUACUAUCAAUUUUUAUGUAAAACCUUAUAAGUAAUAUUGUAUUUGUUACUUUUGAUUUAUGAAUGUGUGUAUGUAUUUGCAAGAUGAAAACCAGAAUACAAAACCAAGAAAAAAAUAUUAUACGUAUAUAUAUCACGAAACCGAACAAGUGAAACGUUGUAACUGGAGCAAACAUUAUAAACUGGCGAAAAAGAAAAUGAAUAAUGAAACUGCUGAUUGGA
This is a messenger RNA of Anopheles arabiensis, 8433 nucleotides long. RefSeq lists its product as uncharacterized. Gene Ontology annotation, molecular function: protein binding; ATP hydrolysis activity. The transcript is spliced from 16 exons. The coding region runs from base 1465 to 5478 and encodes 1337 amino acids. NCBI's taxonomy places the organism in Eukaryota, Metazoa, Arthropoda, Insecta, Diptera, Culicidae. The record is from RefSeq and is a predicted model, not a curated record.